CCACACGCCAGCGUUGCUCGCUCACACGCCGCCGCCGGCGUCAAGCUCCGCGUUGCUCCCAAUGGAUUCGCUGCCGAUCCCAGGCGAGCUCGUGGUGGAUAUCCUUCUCCGCGUCCCCGACGCAGCCGAUCUCGUGCGCGCCUCUGCCGCCUGCGUCUCCUUCCGCCGCACCGUCGCCGACCGCUCCUUCCUCCGGCGCUACCGCAGGCUCCACGCCCCGCCCCUCCUCGGCUUCCUGUCUAACGGAGCCUUCCGCCCCGCCGAACCGCCACAUUCCUCCGCAUCGGCAGCCAACGCCGUUUCGCUCGCCGGCGACUUCUCCUUCUCCUUCCUCCCCGCCCCCGCCCGCGCCCGCGAUUGGAUCGUGCGGGACAUCCGCGACGGCCGCGUCCUCCUCGACAGACCCCGCAGCCACGACCACACCGACUGGACCCGGAGAAACCCAACCAUCUGGGAGACCGCGGUGUGCGACCCCUUGCACCGGCGGUACCUUGUGCUCCCCCCAUUCCCUCAACACCUAGCAGCUACGGCUGUUGGGAAAAGUGAGGCCUUUUUGAUUCCCUCCGACCGCGACGACGACGACGACGAGGAGGAGGAGGCUUCGUUCAGAGUGAUGUUGAUGGUGCAGGGAGAAGCCAAGCUAUUCGGCUUUGUCUUCUCAUCCAGCACGGGACAAUGGCGAGCUGGUCCAUCACAGCCAUGGGGUGAUCUGUUUUCUGACUUGCUAACGUCGACAGAUAUUAUUCCGCUCUACUUUCGCAGAUACGCCCAUGGCUGCUUCUACUGGGUGACCAUUCCAACCUUUUUUGGCAGAGAUGAAAUGAAACUGCUGGUGUUCGACACAUCAAGGAUGGAGUUCUCCAUUGCUGAACCUCCACCUGAAGCCAAAAGCUGUAGAAGCUUGGAUACUCAUAUAGCCAUGGUGGAGACAGGGGAAGGCAGGCCUGGGAUGUUUGUACUUGAAUCAAGACCACCUUACAUCAGCUUGCAUUAUACCAUGAUGAUGCAAAACAGUGCUGGGAGUUCCAUCCAGUGGCAGAAGGUGAAGACAAUCACGCUCUCACCUGGUUUUUCCUACGCGUUAGCAGGUUCAGUGGGGAGGUACUUGCUCCUGCUUAGGAGGGAAGUCUCUCCGCUCAGUCCAAACUGUUUCACGUUGGACAUCAAAACAUUCCAGCUUGAGAGAAUAUGUGGUCGUAAGUAUGGCCACGCAUAUAGUAACUUCCCACCAUCAUUGUUAUCGUCACCGACCGUGUCAAGUGGUGCUCGGGAAGGUGAGGAGAUGCUGGAACAGGGUGCGAGGACACUACUAGCUGAAGAGCUGAUAGAUGGCCCUCACGAUGAGAGAACCGAUAAUGAUGUUGGAGAUCAGGCUAGUUUAUCAAGGAUUGCAGAUGGUGAUGAUCGAGGUUGUGCUGCCAGUGGCAAGAUAUUUUUGUGGGGACUGCUAGUGGGAAGUCUUUUUUUUUUGCGGGGAAUGUCAGUGGAAACUUGACCACAGGUUGGUCAGCAAUAAGGUAGUUGUAACUUGUUGCCCUGUUUCUCUGUAAGAUGGCAAUCUAGCAUUGACAUGGAGCUUCUCUGCUGUGGCUUGAUCUGAAAGUGAUUGGUGCGUUUGUCAGAUAAGGUAGCAAGAGCAGUAACAAACAUUUAGUUUCUGUACAAUCAGAGUUAGAAUGAUUUUGUGAUCUUGCUGUAUGGAACUACUCCGGAAUACUUGUAUUAGUGUUCCUCAAUAACAAGUAUUUAGAUAUGGAGGAAGUAGUCAGGUAAAACAAAAUUAAGGGUGUAAUGAAUAUACAGACACGGUCUACCCCUAUUCCUUGAUAUGUAC
Molecule: messenger RNA, 1834 nt
Organism: Hordeum vulgare subsp. vulgare (domesticated barley)
Lineage: Eukaryota; Viridiplantae; Streptophyta; Magnoliopsida; Poales; Poaceae
Exons: 2
Coding region: 62-1495 (477 amino acids)
Molecular function (GO): protein binding
Source: RefSeq, a predicted model, not a curated record